Molecule: messenger RNA, 6880 nt
Organism: Pantherophis guttatus
Lineage: Eukaryota; Metazoa; Chordata; Lepidosauria; Squamata; Colubridae
Gene: PPP4R4
Product: protein phosphatase 4 regulatory subunit 4
Cellular component (GO): protein serine/threonine phosphatase complex; cytosol
Molecular function (GO): protein phosphatase regulator activity
Source: RefSeq, a predicted model, not a curated record
CGAUCUCCGCACGGCGGCUUUGGGCCUCGCGAGUCGUGCGGGGGUGGGUGGGGGGAGCAAGGAGUCUGCCCGGAGGGCCCGCUCGUUUUGGCCGCGGAGCGAGAAUAAGCUUCCAGGGCCCAUGAAGCCGGACCACUACAGCGGGCCCUAAGUGGCCCCAUUGCUAAGGCUCCCUCUUUCUCUCUCUCUCUCUCUUUCCCUACGCCUCAGCUGGGGCUCAGCCGGUCGGUGAACAGAUUGGCUCGCAAGUCCCUCCCGCCCGUCGUCCCCUCGCCUUCUCGGGGAGGACAGCGGGCCGUCUUGGGGACGAAGAGGAGUAGAACCGAAUACACACACAGACACACAUGUAGCAGCUACUCUUAGCACGAACUAUCGCAGAGAAACCUCUAGAAAGCUUAUCUUGGCGCCACACACCCGAUACAACGUCUGUUCUCCAUCAGAAAUUCUUGCCCAGAAGAUUCGUCCCCCGUUUUCUCCUCCGACGUCCUCUUUCCCCGCCAAAGUUCCCCCUCCUGCCUGGGAAUCUACGAAUAGCUCCUCUCCUCGUAACUAAGCUGCUUUCUUCAUUUUCUCCCCCUCUUUCGAUCCACCACACCGUAAAAUGACUGGCUAACUGUACGUCCUUCCCUUUUCAAAAGACCCCCCCCCUUUUUUUUUUUUUAAGAUUUAAAGUUUUUGGGUUUUUUUUUUAAGGAUACGGAAUUGUUCUUUGCCUCGCAUGUCCUCUCCAUCCCUAUUUUUGGCUUCCUGUAGGAUUUUGCCGGCCGCCUCCUCUUCCCACUACUACUACCACCAUCAUCACCGCCUUUGAAUUGGACUUGAACGCCUAAAGCUGCCUCCGAUUUCAUAACCAGGAGAAAAGAAAGAAAGAAAAAAAGAAAGAAAAGUUGCCACCUCGGACCAGAGCCUUCCCCUCCUCCCUCUUUUUUUUCUCUUUUUUUCCCCUCUUUUUGCUUCUCAUCCGCCCACCCCUCCACCCCCAACCCGCCGGCCGACGAGAGCAAAAGGGAGAAGAGGGCGUGUGUAUGCGCGCGCGCGUGUGCGGAGGUGGGGAAAUGUUGGUGUCUCCUUCUCCCUGGAAACGGCGGAGGAACUGAGGCGAAAGUCAAGCAGCGGGAGAGAAAGUUUCCUUGCCGAAACCUGGGCCGGGUAGCGAGGGAUGCUUUCAGAGCCGAACGAGCAUCGGCGGAGAGCUGUGGUGCUGCCGCAUUGUGUUUGCUGAGGAUCUUCCCGCCUGGUGGGGGCUCAGCUUCCUACGAGGAGGAGGGAGCAGCUGGAGCGAAGCAGCUUCUAUCGCCCACCUUCGCUAGUACAUCUUUUAGAGGAGAGAGGUCCUCCGGGUUUUGUUUUGUUUUAUUUUGGGGUGGGUUUUUUUUGCUCUUUUUCGGGCCUCAGUGCAAUGUGAAGCGUGCCCACUAAAAACCCUGAUUUGCCAAGGAUUGGAGCGUCAGCCUAGUACAUGCAUCCGAUAAUCAUCUUCUCAUACAAAAUGGAUUUUAGCCAAAACAAUCUGUUUGGUUAUAUAGAAGAUCUGCAGGAACUUACUAUCAUUGAAAGGCCGGUGCGCAGGAGUUUAAAGACACCAGAAGAAAUAGAGAGACUGACAGUUGAUGAAGAACUCAAUGAUAUUGAAAGGGCUGUGUAUCUACUCAGUUCUGGUCAAGACAUCCAAGGGACAAGUGUGGUUGCAAAUCUUCCAGUCCUGAUGCGACAGAAUCCUACAGAGACACUGAGGAGAGUCUUGCCAAAAGUUCGAGAAGUUCUACCUGUUGCAGGUGUGGAAAUGCAAUUAACAGCAGCUGUUUCUCUUUUGACAAUUCUUCAAGAGGAGUCAAUAUCCAUCCAUACUUACUCUCACUCAUUCUUACAACUCAUUCUACAGAAUCUGGAGCAUAGAGAUGCAGGUGUCAGUAAUGCUUGGCUGGACACACUUCUUGCUGCAAUAGAAGCUCUUCCAAAAGAAACUAUUAGACAUGAGAUCCUGAAUCCUCUUGUUUCCAAGGCACAGCUUUCCCAAACACUUCAGUCUCGCCUGGUUAGUUGUAAAAUCUUGGGGAAAUUAGCUAACAAGUUUGAAGCUCAUAUCAUUAAAAGAGAAAUCCUUCCCCUGGUAAAAUCUCUUUGCCAGGAUGUAGAAUAUGAAGUUCGUUCCUACAUGUGCCGGCAGCUAGAACUAAUUGCUCAAGGAAUAGGAACGGAACUAACAAAAAAUGUAGUGCUUCCAGAACUAGUAGAAUUGGCAAGGGAUGAAGGCAGCAGUGUACGUCUUGCAGCUUUUGAAACAUUGGUAAAUCUGUUAGAAAUGUUUGAUGCAGAUGAUAGAAGUCAAACUGUUCUCCCAUUAGUGAAAUCAUUCUGUGAAAAAUCCUUUAAAGCAGAUGAAUCUAUUCUGGUUUCAUUAUCUUUUCAUUUAGGGAAGCUUUGUAAUGGACUAUAUGGAAUUUUUACACCAGAGCAGCAUUUGCGAUUUUUGGAGUUCUAUAAGAAGCUUUGUACACUGGGAUUAGAACAGGAAAAUGGGCACAAUGACAACCAGAUUCAGCUGCAAACCCUAGAACAGGAAAAGAAAUACAUAUCAGUGAGGAAGAACUGUGCUUACAAUUUACCUGCCAUGAUGAUUUUUGUGGAUCCCAAAAAUUUCAAUUUGGAACUGUAUUCUACAUUCUUCUGUUUCUGUCAUGAUCCUGAAGUACCAGUUAGACAUACUAUGGCUGGUAGCUUCUAUGAAGUUGCCAAGCUUUUAAAUACUGAUGUGUAUAUAAUACAUAAAGAAAUGAUAGCCCUGUUGCAGGAUGAAUCAGUAGAGGUGAUAGAUGCAUUAAUAAAUCACCUUCCUGAAAUUCUUGAACUUCUGUCUACUGGAGGAGAAAACAGUGGAUCAGAGAACAAGCUUUUAAAUUUUCCAGAGUUAAUUCCAGCACUAACAAGAGCUGAACAGAGGGCAGCAACCUCUUUAAAAUGGAGGACACAUGAGAAGCUACUACAAAAGUAUGCCUGCUUGCCUCAUGUCAUCUCAAGUGAUCAGAUUUAUUACCGCUUUUUGCACAGAAUGCUGACAAUCAUUAUGACAAAUAAUGUCCUACCUGUCCAAAGAGCAGCUGCUCGAACACUGUGUAUAUACUUACGAUAUAAUCGUAAGCAAGAACAGAGAUAUGAGGUCAUCCAGAAAUUGAUCGAACAACUGGGCCAAGGAAAAAGCUAUUGGAACAGAUUACGUUUUUUAGAUACCUGUGAAUUCAUCAUAGAACUCUUUUCCAAAUCAUUUUUCUGUGAAUACUUCUUUCUUCCUGUGCUUGAACUUACACAUGAUCCAGUAGCAAAUGUGAGAAUGAAGCUUUGUUAUUUAUUACCAAAAGUGAAGUCAACUCUCAAGGUUCCCACAGACAAACAUUUACUGCAGCAGCUAGAAAUGAGUGUAAGAAAACUUCUAUGUGAGGAAAAAGAUAAAGACGUCUUGAACAUUGUUAAAAAAAUGGUACUAGAACUUGACAGAAUGGAUACCUCUUUAGAUGCCUUUCAGAAGAGGUUUUAUGAAAAUGACCUAUUGGAUCAGCAGAAAGAAAGAGAGGAACAACUUCUUUUGGAAAUGGAACAAUUAGAAAAAGAGAAACAGCAAAAUGAGAGCAGGUCUGCAAAUAUGAGUGAUAAAAUUUAUGAAAAGAAGCGUAGAGACAGUAAAACAUCAUCAACUUUAGCCAAAACUAUCCCAAUGUCUGUUCCUGGAAAUCCUUCAGGCGCUUCAGCAAGCAAAGAAGUAAAAAAGUCUAAAUUGGUUCGAAGUCAGUCUUUCAGUAGUCAAGCUCUGCAGUCAAAAUAUGGCAACAUUGACAAAUGCCCCAGCAAAAGUUCUUCAGUAGGCUAUACUUCUGUGUCAGGAGUAGCAAAGAAUUCUAUGUUUUCAUUUACUGACGAUUCCUUCCGAACUCGUCCUACCAAUGUCAGUGGCACUGCUGCUUUUAACUCUACUUCCACCUUACCAUCUUCUUCUCGUAACACAAAUAACACAGUUGAUCAAAAAAGCAAUGGGAAUAAAGAAAGCCAUUCACGGAAGGAAAAACAGAAAAUCAAACUCCUAGAGCUGGUGAAAGAAAGCAUGCACACCAAAGACCACUGGAGGCAAUGUGGCUGAAGUCAGGAUUGGAUAAAGCUAGAGUACAACCUUGAAUUUAAGGACCAGGAAGGAGGGAUUGAUUUGAUACCAUAAUGUUAACAUCUUCUGUCAGUUAAAUAAAUUCCUAUGUUGUAAAAUAUCUUCAUAGAAAUAAUGUAAUAUGUGCAGAAUGCCAAUGUUGUACGUGAAGUGCUUAAUUCAACGUUACUUUAGCAAUGUGCUUUAAAUCUGCUGCAGCUAAAGAGACAGGGUUUCCCUACUUCCCCCCUCUCAAUUAUGCCUUCUACUAGUUCAGGUUAUUCAGUUUGGAAUGAAAGUGCCCUCUACUUUAAAAUAUAGCUAUUUACAAGCUUAUGGACUCCUAAUUUGCCUUUGCUAUGGAAAUAGGGCCAUAUGUGUGAAAUUGCUCUGCGUAUAAGAAUUAACUGAACAAGUGACACUUUCUCUUACGAAAAAGCUUUUAAAUAUCGAAGAAGCUUCAGUGUGGAAUCUGGAAGCAUGAACAGAAACGUGGAGAAGUGUAGUCCUUUAAAAUAAACUUAUGCUAUAAUUUUAGAUAAUAUUGCUUAUCUAGUGUAUAAAAUGUCAAGAGGAUUUCUUUUCACUUUUUAAUAAGAAACAGAUACCUCCAAAUAGCAUAUGAAUGAUUUCUUAAAUUUCACAUUGCAAUUUUAUUGUACAAAUACUUUGUUUUAAUUUACCAGUAUAUCCUAUUGUAGUUUCUCUUUAUCCAACAUUUUAGAGAUGAUUAAUCUAGUUUUUAAUUAGUAGUUAAUUCAAGCCAUCAUGCUUUUAGCUCUAUCAACAUCAUUCUGUUUGUAUUCAUGCUAACAUUCCUAUCAAAAUUUGCCUGCAAAGUGCAGUUCUAUUUAAAACAUUCAAUUUAUGCCAAUACUUGAGAGAGACUGUAUGAAGCUAUUGUCAGCUUCUCUACUUCACAAAUGCAAUCAGCAAAACUAUAUUGAUAUCAGACUAUCUGUUUUUUUAAAUAUGUUGGUGUAUGAUAAAGAUAAUCUAAUUUGUGAAUGAAUAAAUGUGUGGUUACUUUUUACAAUGUGAAAUAAUGAAUGCUUUAUGCACAAUAAAACUUAGGCCAUUAAAAUACUGGAAUGUUUUGGGUGGGAGAGAUUUAAUUUGCAGCUUUUAAUUUAAAUUAAAAAAAAAUGGAGACAGUAAUAUUCUGUAUCCAUUACACUAGUGAUUAAUAUAUAAGUCUAAUAUACAUGCAGCAUAGCAAAACUUCUCUGUUCCUAUAGUGGCGAACCAACCCCUUAAAGAAUAAGCUAUUCACUUCAACACUAAAGUAGCAACACCAGUAGCUGGAAAGUGGAGUGGAGCAUGUUUUCUAUGUUGAAGAUCUUAGUUUCAAUACCUGGUCUUUCCAGAUGGGUCUGCAAAUGAUAUCUGUUUGAAGCUCUAGAAAACUGUUGCCAUAUUUAAAUGAUAUUGAGCUCCAUGAACCAGUGGUUUGCCUUGGAAUAAGUGGAUUUUUUGUAUUCUUAAGAAAUUUACAUUCACAGUAUCAUGCGGAGAACAUUCAGCAAUCCAAAUGUAGCAACUAAAUUCCUCCGUGAUAUUUCUUUAUCAUCUCAUCUAUAGACACUGUCCCAGAUUUCAUCCAGUGUUAGUCCUUUUUAACUAACAUCCAAUAUAGCCUUCCCUUAUGAUGCAACUCAUACACUGUUUCCCAAAAGUGAAACUUUCCAGUAUUUUGUGGGUAUUGCCUUUUGCUGAGUGCUCCAUAAUUAUAAAUUCUGUGAUAAAGUCUGUAUAGUGGUCCUUUGGGUUCAAAGAAGAAGCACUGGUGCAAUUAUCCGUGGACACAGGAAUGGCUCUGUAGUCCCAGUCUGGAGGUAUAGAAUCUAGCACAAUGGGGGCACUGGAAACCCAUCAAUGUGGGCCAUGGGGGGCUACUGAUGGAACAGGCCACCUGCCUAAGACCACCCAAGGCUUCCCCGACCCACAAUAAAAUACCUCAUGCUACCCACAAUUGCUUUCCCCCCGAUCUGCCGCGCUGGGUCACUUACCUUGUGAAGAUCUAGCAAGCAGUCUCCUCAUAGGUUGCCAGCCGAAAUGGAACCUCCGGAGGGUGCAUCUGGCCCUCCGAGGCUCAAUUCAGCCCUCCGUGGCCCUCCCCCAGCCCAUUGUAGGCAGAAAUACAGCUUCCGGGGGGUGGAUCCGUCCCACGGAUGCAAUGGGCUGGGGGAGGCCCAUGAGAGCCUGUUGUGGUCUGCCAGCAGCGGAGCCGGACAAUGAGGAGACUGGGGAGGACAAUGGGCCAGUCCUAGAGUCACCGGAAGACCCGGACGAGGGCUCUGCAUCGGAGGCAGAGAUGGGGCCAGGGCCAUCUGGGAGCGAUGCGCAGACUUCGGAGCCUCCAGAGGCGGACAGCAGAGAGGCAGAGGAACAGGAGAAGCCUGUUCCUAGUGCAGGCAUGCGAAGAGCUGCCAGAAGGCAAGAGCAGCUGAAGAAAAAAGGACAACUCAGGAGUAAGGCCAGAAGAUGAUUGGCCACUCCCGUGAGACUUAAAAAAGCAGCAACGAGCCAUUGGCUUCUUUGUAGAAAAGCAAUGUUGAUUCCCAUGCUUCUUGUCAGCGUCUCUUGAACUUUGUGGGGCUUUUGCCAAGAAAAGCCUUUGGCAGGUUGUCAAAGACAUCAAAGGUUGGUGAUAAGGCCAACGGACUAGUUAUUAAGAAUUUUGUUUUGGACUAAGCUGAGAAUGAAUUAAUUCUCAGUUGUUUUAAUAAAAUAAGUUUGUUGAGGACUGAA